This is a messenger RNA of Laetiporus sulphureus 93-53, 1647 nucleotides long. RefSeq names its product MFS general substrate transporter. The transcript has 14 exons. Gene Ontology annotation, biological process: transmembrane transport. Gene Ontology annotation, molecular function: transmembrane transporter activity. Gene Ontology annotation, cellular component: membrane. The record is from RefSeq and is a predicted model, not a curated record. NCBI's taxonomy places the organism in Eukaryota, Fungi, Basidiomycota, Agaricomycetes, Polyporales, Laetiporaceae. The coding region runs from base 1 to 1647 and encodes 548 amino acids.
AUGUCGAUGGCUCUACGUUCUGCACCACAACAGCCUGAAUAUGACUCGGAGAGGGAAAAGGAAUGCGAGAUAGCCAUCAUUCCAACUUCGAGCUUCGAUUCGAAGCAAGCAUCCGAGCUCGAGAGACCUGGAUGGCCUCGCAACCCAGUUUUCCAUGUUCGACGAUUCUUUUACCUUGAGCUAUAUCGUCCUCCGGCCGCAUACGAAAAUGCGCACAAAUUCGAUCCGAACGCACGGUGGACGUGGCGCGAGGAGACGCGUUUGGUCCGGAAGAUAGACUGCCGUAUCAUGAUCUGGGCGAUCAUCAUGUUCUUCUGCCUGGAUCUCGAUCGUUCGAACCUCUCUCAAGCAAACACCGAUAACUUCCUCCAGGACCUCCAUAUGACAACAGAUGACUACAAUCUAGGUGACUCAUUAGUUCGACUAUGUUACCUGAUUUCCGAGCUGCCGGCGCAAGUGAUCUCCAAGAAAGUUGGCCCGGACAUUUGGGUUCCAUGUCAAGAGGUUGUUCUCUGGAGUCUUACAGGCCUCGGGCAAUUUUGGUUGUCUGGUCGAAGUUCCUUCCUGGCGACGAGGUGUUUGCUCGGCUUGUUGCAAGGAGGUUUUGUUCCCGAUGUCAUUCUCUACCUAUCAUACUUCUACACAACAACCGAACUGCCCAUUCGUCUUGCAUGGUUCUACAUGUCCAACUAUUUCGCGCAGAUUAUUGGCGCCUUUCUAGCUACCGGUAUUCUGCGUCUUGAUGGAGUGGGAGGCAGGGCCGGAUGGCGAUACCUCUUCCUCAUCGAAGGCCUAUUGACGUUAUUCGUCGGGCUUGCUACAUUUCUUAUGAUGUCUCCUGGCCCUACUCAGACGAAGGCUUGGUAUCGACCUAACGGAUGGUUCACUGAGAGGGAAGAGAUUAUCAUGGUUAACCGAGUGCUCCGUGAUGAUCCGACCAAGUCUGACAUGCACAACCGCGAAGGACUCGCGCUCACCAGAUUAAUUCAGAUCUUGAGGGACUGGAAGAUGUGGCCGCUGUAUAUUCUGGGCUUCACUCACAUGAUACCCGUCAACCCUCCACAGACAUACCUGACGCUAUCGCUCCGCAAACUCGGAUUCAACACCGUCCAGGCCAACCUGCUUAGCAUUCCUUCUACCGUGAUCGGUGCGAUCAACCUGCUGAUCUCGUCGUAUCUGAGCGAGACUAUCAACAGCCGCAUUGGUGCUACGAUAAUUUUGCAGUUCUGGGCACUUCCCUUGCUUGUCGCGCUGGAGACUUUUACGAAGAAGACGUCGGAUUGGGUGUAUUAUGCAGUCGUCACCCUGAUUACAGGAUUUCCCUACGUCGUGCCUAUCCAGGUUGCGUGGACGUCCACAAAUUCUGCGAGCGUCAGCACGCGGACGCGUCCAACCGGCUCAUAUGCCUCACAAUCUAAUAUUUACCGGUCUGACGACGCUCUGUUGUACAAGCGAGGCAACAUGGACCUCAUAGCCAUAACUUGCAUGAACAUCUGCCUCUAUAUCUUUACAUUCUUCUUUUAUCGUACAAUCAACAGACGGAGAGACAGAAUAUGGUACUCAAUGACACCUUCAGAGCAAGAGCAUUACUUGAAGACUACUGAAGACGAGGGCAACGCAAAGCUGACGUUCCGUUUUGCAUAUUGA